Molecule: messenger RNA, 4002 nt
Organism: Phanerochaete carnosa HHB-10118-sp
Lineage: Eukaryota; Fungi; Basidiomycota; Agaricomycetes; Polyporales; Phanerochaetaceae
Exons: 13
Coding region: 1-4002 (1333 amino acids)
Molecular function (GO): guanyl-nucleotide exchange factor activity
Source: RefSeq, a predicted model, not a curated record
AUGGCCCUCAACCAUACGCCUCGUAAAGGCGUUCCUCUCGCAAGCGGCGAAGAGCGUUCGAUAUCCCGCCUCAAGGGCGCGCCCCUUCCAAAGCUCACAAGACGUGUAUAUUUCUGCGGAGUGGUAGUAGAGAACACUGAUCAUGAUGAGGAACUGCCGAACGGUAUAUAUCCCCUUUCUCUAACUCUCGGACGCCCAGGUCCGAGCAACUCCUCUACUACUGACCUCUCGCAACUGGUGAGCUCGUCCCCCGCUUUACCUAAUUCCGACGUUAUCCCCCGCAAACGAUCAAAUACCGCAACUUCUAGUGCUCUAACUGACAUAGUAAACGAGCUCGUCGCCACAGAACGAUCCUAUGUCGAUCGCCUGCACACCCUUAAAACCGAGUACGCUAAUCCAUUACGCCAGUUCUCAAAGAGUAAAGAGACCGCCAUUCUUCCACCAUAUGAGGCCAAAAUUAUCUUUGGCAACCUUGACCAGCUCAUUCCAGUUAACGAAGCUUUCCUCUGGGACCUCGAACGGAUGUUGGCAUCCGACGGGUCAGAGACCGUCGGCGGCGUCGGGGACGUCUGCUUGAAGCAUUUCAAAGACCUCAAAGGCUUUGAGGUCUACAAGCAGUACUACGCGAAGCGUGAAGAGGCACAGCACAUUUUCGAACAGGAGGUCAAGCACUCUAACUUCUCCAGUUACAUUGAUCGCAUCAAAUAUUCGCAAGCCGACGUCCGGAACCGCGUCGGCUUGCGCGAACUGCUAAUGGAUCCCGUUCAACGAAUACCGCGAUACACCCUAAUGUUCCGGACAAUGAUCAAGCACAUGCCACUACACGACCCACAACGCGCAAAGCUUGAGGAGGCGGACGAGAUUGCGAGCAAGAUUGCCCUGGCGGAGACUGACGAGCAGACAAAGCGUGCUGCCAUCAUGUACUGCAUAUCCUCAUGCGUCGAUGACUUCCCCCCGAACCUAAUCUCUCACUCGCGCAAGUUCAUCGACUGCAUUGACGUCGAGGACGUGCUUUCCUCCUCACUUGAACACUUGCCAGUCGUGUCGACCCCUUCAUCGAGUUCGUCGAAGGAGUCAUCAUUACAUUGUACUCUGUUCCUAUUCGAUGACAAGCUUGUCAUUGCAAAGCGGCCUGGAGACAAGAGCGGAAGGACAAUGACCGGGCUUGACGACCCAGACAAGGUGGUGAAGGGUAAGGGCUUGGCUACUAACUCGAGACGAGGAGGCUUGUCUUGUAAGGGUGUAAUGGAGGUUGUGGACGUUGUUGCCACGGACGUCGGCGGCGCAGACCUUCACUUUUACCUCGAGAGUCCGCCACAAGACCAGACGGGCGACAAAUGGAAUGGCCGGCCAUUUCGCGCAAUGUCCAUCGUCUUCCCACCAUCUUCGGUGAACCUCGACCCGACGCGUACGGAAACGGAAAAGCGGCGCUUCCUUGAAAACCUGUGGAUUGUUCAAGCGCGGUACCGGACGAGGUUCGGCCAGUCUGUCAUCCUGAAGGAUGCAGAAAGGGAAGUUGAGAACAGAGGGGGCAAAGUUACUACGGCCACGACCUACUUCAACCUAUACCAGCGUACGGCAUACUUGCGAGAAAAGGCGAAGAUGAAAGCUGUGGUCCAUAUUGACCCUUCGGGUGCAGCGGACUCAAUACCGUUCGGUAAUCCGGGUGCACCAUUUGUAAUCGUGCGACUACAGCCGAUGCCAGGGGAGGUGUCACGUUGGUCAGUGAAUUGUAGUGAUCCGGACGACCAGGGCGAAGAAGAUAUCGUUGAGAACGCGAAGCUCCACCAGCGUAUCAUUGCCACAAUACAUCACUAUGGCUUGUUCAAAUUCCGGACGAACAAUCUUUCCGCCCCGCCGACACCAACCGUAACACGGACGAAGGCAGCCAUCUUCAGCCUCGACGCCAUCUCACGGAAUCUAUUUUCUGGAAGGACAGGAUCGCCCAAAGACCACGGAUCUAUAGGUCAUAAACGGGCCAAGACCACUGGCAGCCGAAUAUCUAUGUACAGUCAGUCGACGGCGACAGCAGAAAGUUCCAUUUCGCACUCCUCUCGGUCUCGACGAUCGACAGUUACGGCGGCAACCUCAUUGGAGGAUGAUCGGCGUUCUAUGAUCUCGGUUGACACUGGGAGCGCGAGCUCAAGGCGGUCGCAGUCUCUGCACAAAGUGAAGAAACUCAUGAAGAGGCAGCUCUCAUCUGGUGGGUCUGGCAGCGAGCUGGAAGUAUCACCGUGGCGCGGUAGCGAUCGCAAUCGGAGUAGGUCGCCGUCGUCGGAUUGGUACACUGAUAACGAGGACCAAGAGAACAACCAUGCUGGUCGGCCACAGGACCAGUCAGACCGGGAUCUCUCUGCACGUCUUGAGCUCGCACGACAGAACAGCCAGAGCCAAAAUGAUGCGCAGUUUGACGAAGACGUGUUCGAAGAACAGCUGAUCGAGGAAGAUCUAUACGAGGGUAUGCCGACAGUCAGGCUUGUCACACGGGCUGCGUCUGUUUCUGAUGGCCUAUCUUGUUACUCAGAUGAUCCCAACCCAUUUCGCCCUUUGUCAAGAGCAUCACGGGCGUCGGCUUCGCUUGAAGCCCCAGGAGGGUCACGACCGAGUAGCUCGAUGGGCAGACCGUAUACACCGUCACCUGGUGGGCCCGGCGGGAACGAGCGACAAAGCAGGAUGAUGUACCCGCCGGCUGAACACCGACCAAGGGGUCCGCGUAGCCCGUCACCACUUCCUGUCUCAGGAACACCAGAAACCCGGACGCAUGACUUGCCAUCUGAGGAAGAUGUGACAGUAUCAGAAGACACGAUCGUUCACGCAAUCGCGGAGAUGACCGUGACGCCGAAAGGCAAGGGCAAGAUGGUCGCACCACUACCACGCAGUAAGCGACAACCAUUCAACACGAGCGGGGGUCGCACGACAAGCAGCGGGUCGGACUCGACAACUCCUGACAGCGCCGUGCCUAGUGGUAUCCCAGUUUAUACAGCCACCGUCGAGCCACUAUCGAUACGAAGGAAGGCCUCCUCGGGUGUACUCAAUUCUCAUCGGAGGCGCGUCUUCCCUGCGAGCCGUGGGCCAUCGAUGACGAAGCCAGGCAGCCGCGUGGCAUCGCUCACAAGACGAACGUCGUCGCAGUCGAAGCAGCAGCUGCUGCGGGUGCAUACAAGCAUGGGCUCUGAUGAUGCGCAAAGGUUGGUCAAGCAGUCGGAGUCAGCGAAGGAAGGGAUCGAAGCUGCCCGUCGUUCUAUGCGACAGCUGCGACAGCACUAUGAGCAGCUCGCGGCUGCAAACUCUGCUGCACGGUCCGGCACGCCGUUACCAGGUUCGCGGUCUACGACACCACUGCCGGACGAUAGGCCAUUGUCUCCCGUCAAACAACUGCGCACGGCGCUAAGGCCUGCCCCUCCUCCAAUGACAAAAGAAGCGCAGGCCCGCAUGGAGGAGAUGCAGCGGCUCAUCGGCAGGCGUGCACAAGAGAAACCUCUGGGGCGGCCGCGCCCGCUGAGCAUAGUCACUGACUCUGUGCUGCCGAAGGCAGCGGAAAUCGUACGCGUCGAGGAGGUCGCCAAGUCCAUGGACGAGCUGGCCUCACAUGUGGACCAAGACCUCACAAACGCCAUGCAGCAUCUGGACCAGGUCAACGCCGAGAUUCCACGGCUAACAUCGACGCUCGCUGAGAGGAGUGACGAGUUGGAGAAGACCCGCAACGAUCUGGCCAACGUGAAGCUUCAAGCCGCGUUCCUCAAGCAGAUGUUCGACGACUGCACAGCUGAGAAGGAUGCAUUGUACGACGCAUUCAACGAGGAACUUGAGGGCAUGUUCAAUGAUGCGUCUCUCUCGGAGGACGAAGCCUGGGCUGCCAUGAGCCGCGACAUCGUCGAAGCGAAGAAGGCCAGGAAUGAGACUGAGAGACAGAAUCUCCAACUGCGCCAUCAACUUGCGGAAGUCGAGAUACAGAAGGAAUCAUACGCUGCUCUGCUCCGUGCACAUGGGCUUAUUCCAUAA